This is a messenger RNA of Tachysurus vachellii, 3980 nucleotides long. RefSeq names its product ADP-ribosylation factor-like 15b (gene arl15b). Gene Ontology annotation, molecular function: GTPase activity; GTP binding. Bases 552 to 1130 code for a protein of 192 amino acids. The record is from RefSeq and is a predicted model, not a curated record. The transcript is spliced from 5 exons. NCBI's taxonomy places the organism in Eukaryota, Metazoa, Chordata, Actinopteri, Siluriformes, Bagridae.
ACAUUACCUCAAUUAUGCUUAACUAAAGCACACUCGAUCGAGUUAUAUCGAGUUAUGUGCUAAAUUUAGCUUGACUAGCUUCGUCAACGUUCUCGUGACGUCACACCGAAGUCUCGCGAGUCGAGCUAGCAGCUUUUUUAGCCUGCUUUAAAACCUAAACACUGACAAACCGCUGGAGUUUUAUUUUCUUUUUUUACGGUUAAAAAAUGAAGAGAAACUGAAGAAACUGAUGAAUGUGUAAUAAGACACCGUAAAGUAUUGAUAACUGUGAUAUAGAGAGGAAACGCGGCUGAUUGUUGUUAUUGUGCGGUUUUAUUCAGAGCUAACGUUAAUGUUUUUCUAUCGCAAGGAGGAGAGGCGGGGAACAUAACAACACACACACACACACACACACACACACACACACACACACACACACACACACACACACACACACACACACACACACAGAUAUUAGUUUUGGAUGCAGUCGCUUUACACAGGACAUUAUUGUGUUUGUUCAGUCUGGAUUUCACUUCCCUGAGGACGACAGGCAGAUUCAGAGGCGUUACAUGGAUUAUCUGUGUUUCAGAACUCUGUGCUGUAAAGGUCCGCCUCCCCCCAGACCGGAGUAUGAUGUAGUGUGUAUCGGGUUGACGGGCUCCGGUAAGACCAGCCUGCUGUCCAGACUGUGCAACGAAGCCGCCGACACUAUAGUACCUACCACAGGUUUUAGCAUUAAAGCAGUGCCAUUCCAGAACGCCAUCCUAAACGUCAAAGAGCUGGGAGGAGCUGAUUCCAUUAAGAAAUACUGGAGCCGUUACUAUCAGGGCUCUCAGGGCGUGGUGUUUGUGUUAGACAGUGCCUCAUCUGACGAGGAUCUGGAGACGGCGCGCACCGAGCUGCACUCGGCCCUGCAGCACCCGCAGCUUUGCACCCUGCCCUUCCUCAUCCUCGCCAACCAACAGGACAAACCGGCUGCACGCUCCGUCCACGAGAUAAAAAAGUAUUUUGAGCUGGAACCUUUGGCUCGGGGGAAGAGCUGGUUGCUCGACGGAAGCACGGUGGAUCACAUGGACGCUGUGAAGGAGAGCUUCAGCCAACUCAUCCACCUGCUGGAGGAAAAGGACCAAGAGACGGGCCGGAUAUGAUCUGGGAGCGUUUUCCCAAUCCCAGCAUCCUCCACUCUGGAGAGUACAGAGCUCCACCUCACCACAAGCAAGAGUGUGUGUGUGUGUGUGUGUGUGUGUGCAUGUGUUUUACUCAGACUCCAGUACAGCAAGGCUUACAGAUUCACACAAGUGGGGUUUAUAUUGUAUAUCAUAUCGAUUUUAAGGUAUGAUACGUAAUUAGGUUCCUUGUAAUAGUAACAUGUUCCCGAACUGUUGUGCCGCGUCGUCAGUAAACACGGAUCUGUUGUACAUCCUGUGUAAUACACACCGAGUUGCACAUUGCUACAUGACUGAUAAAGUUUAACACUUUUCUUUGUAUGUAGAGAAACUGGGUAGGUUUUUUUGUAAUAUGUAGAUUGUUCUAUUUUGUGCGUGUAUAGGAGUGUGUGUGUGUGUGUGUGCGCGCUUGUGUGCGCAUGCAAGAUGAACGUUUGUACUUUUAAAGCCUUAAAGUAUGUGAUGUUUUUUUUUUUUAUAACCAAACUACAGUGACUUAUAAAACUAUAUAAACAGUCUUAAAUAAUCACGGCUGUGAAAUCACUACAUUAUUCCCGAAACCACAAACAAAAAUUCCAAGAUUCCAGAAAAUCUGAGUUCCUCUGCAUGUGUCUCUGGUGUAAUUGUAGAACUCGUGCAUCAUACAGGAGGAUUGUUUGAGGUUUAGUGAUCUGUUUCAGUGCUGUUAUUCUGUCGUUGUAGUCGUUUAUAACCACAGCAUAUCAAAACAGGAGUGUUUCGUCUUCCCGGAGAUCCGUCGUCUCUCCGUCCGAGUGAUUAAUCCCCGGAAUUAAUCACCAGAACUGUGUAGUUCCAGUUAUGCAUCGUGAUUGUAGUAUUAUAAGGUUCUAUUUGGAUUUGGAGAGCAAAGUUUUCACAUUCCAGUUUCCUGAAAUCUGACAUUUACCGUUGCAGCUCCACAAAGAACUCCAUUUAAACUUUUUACAUUUCUGUUAAGGAGAGUUCGAGGAGAUAAGGUAAUAAUAUUAUAUAAAUAUAACAGUACAGUUAUUUUCUCUCGAUCAUGCACAAAGUGUUCGGAUAUGUCUGAGCUUAUUUAAACGUUUUUUUUAAUUAUCGGCAUUUUUUAAUUUUUUAAUCAUUCAAUCUCAACAUUUUCAUCCUUUUUGUUUUUUUUUUUCUUUUGGGUAAAAGUGCCACCAUUUUGACCAUUUUCAGCCAAACUGUCAUAAAUAAAGCCAGAUAAAGCUACCUGAUGUUAACUACAUGUUUUUCAGAUGUUACAUACGAGGAUAGAUUUUAUUUGAUAUUAAAUAUUUUUAUUUACCUGUGAGCAUGAGAGAAAGGGGACGUGGCUUCCAUGUAGCAUCAGUUAAAGGUGCGGUGCACGAUGUUUGAAAGCCAAUGUUGACAUUUGAAAUCACCAAAACAAACACGCCCCUAACCCAAAUGGGUGUCACCCCUGUUUUUAUAGCUCCGCCCACACAUACAUACGUAACCCAGGCAACUAUUAUGGCGGAACCUGCUGGGGCGGCUGGCCGAGGGGAUAUUUUUAUCAAUAAAUGAACACAAUGAGUAAUACUAUGGUAAUACAGAUGUGUUUGUGUAGUACUGUGUGUUGUACCGUGAAAGGUUUAGCUCCGUUUCACGCCGAAGACGUUCAGUUCUCUCCAGCGCUGGAAAGCUGAUCCUAUAUUAACACGGUCCUGCUUCUUGCCUUAUAGUAAGCCUUUCUUCGCUUUUCGUUUUUAUCCACCAUGUCAUGUUAAAACCGCUUUAUGCUAAUGUCAGACAUGCGCACUGAACACUCUUCGCCCAUAUUGACAAGACACGCCCCUUUCUGCUAAUGUCAGACAUGCGCACUGAACACUCUCUCCGACGCAUAUCGACAAGACAUGCCCCUUUCUGCUCAUUGGCUGCACGUUUUUGUUUUGUUUGUCGGCCCGACUCAGUUUUCUGAAUCCUUUUUCACACAUCCUGCACCGCACCUUUAAUACCAGAGCGAAAAAUUCAAAACAUCUACGCAAACCUCUAUCCUUCCAGAUCCAUACGAUUCACUUUACAUUGUUUGAUAGCUUUCUGAUUUGAUGAAACCUUUACAAAUUUAUACUUUUAUACUCUGCAUCUACAGAUAACAGAUUCUUUCUCCUCCGUGAGGCUUCAGAUCAAUUGAAUGUAGACUUACAUCGGUUAGGAUCACUUAGGUUGCUAUUGGCUGAUAAACAGCACCUUAUAUUUUUAAAUAUUACACCAAAAAUUAUGUAACAAAGCACUACAAGACAAUAAAGUGAUGAAAUUUCCACCAAGCUGCCCGACAGAACCGUAAUAAUACAGAGGUCAUGAUGGAUUUCAGUAAAUUUUCUUACUGUUGCCUCUGAAUGUAAAUCGCUCCGAUCCUGUCCUCAGACCGUCAGUAGUGCCUCUUCUUUAGAUGGAGUGUCCGUCUUCGUCUCCCUUCCUUACUCGAGUGCCAAUCCGAUCGCAUUCUCAUCCCAACUGUCCCUGUGCCAUUAAUUACGGUGUCUCCAAAACCAAAUGAAAUCCUGUUUAAGUCUUAACGAAACCAGGGAACAAAUCUCCUCUUUGUAGCGUAGCUGCCUUUUUAUAAUUCACACAUUCAGUUUGUACAUUAGGUACAAAUUAUUCUAGGGUUUUUUUUUGUUGUUGUUGUUUUUUGUUUUGUUUUGCCUUUUUUUUCCAGUUCUUUUAUUUUUGUUUAUUUGUAUUGGAACAAAUCCAAACACUUCUAGACAUUUCAAAUUGUGAUGACCGUGAUGUCGGUCUCAAACCGUUGAUUGUGUAUAUAUAUGUAAUUUAUGUAUAAUUUACACUGAGCAACAUGAAUAAUAAAGGCUGAAGUAGGAGAAAUGA